This is a messenger RNA of Oreochromis aureus, 6216 nucleotides long. RefSeq names its product UHRF1 binding protein 1-like (gene bltp3b). The record is from RefSeq and is a predicted model, not a curated record. Bases 352 to 4653 code for a protein of 1433 amino acids. Lineage: Eukaryota; Metazoa; Chordata; Actinopteri; Cichliformes; Cichlidae. The transcript is spliced from 23 exons.
CCCAGACGCCGUGACAACAGACGCCGCUCCGUCCAGGUGUACGGUGUGAGAUAUUGCAGUGAUCCGGACCGUUUCAGAUCUCUGUCGGUAUACUUGCGUGAAAUGGCCUAACGCGAUAUGCUUUGUCUCCGAGCUCGUCUGUCACUCGGACGUCCGAAAUGCCGUCUCUCCGCCCAUCUCGUCCCUCAUCUCCCAGAGAAUAAAGCGGGAACGCCGCUAACAUGAACACGGACGAAGGGAUCAGGCUGUGAGCUGUGAGUUUAAACCUCGAGUGGGAAAAGCUAGCGGUUAGGCUAGCCAGCUAGCUGUGACACCCGGCGGCGGAGGCUCGGAUAUCGGAUUUGCGCAACCAUGGCGGGGCUCAUCAAGAAGCAGAUCCUGAAGCAUCUCUCCAGGUUUGCUAAGAACCUGUCGCCAGACAAAAUCAACCUGAGCACACUGAAAGGGGAGGGCCAGCUCACCAACCUGGAGCUCGAUGAGGAGGUGCUCCAGAGCCUGCUGGACCUGCCCACCUGGCUGGCCAUCAAUCGUGUGGAAUGCAACAAGGCUGCCAUCAGGAUACCAUGGACCAAGUUGAAGACUCACCCGAUCUCUUUGACCUUGGAUAAAGUGGUGAUGGAGAUGAGUACCUGCGAUGAGCCUCGUCCACCCAAUGGCCCGUCUCCCAUUGCAACAGCAUCAGGACAGAGUGAAUAUGGUUUUGCUGAGAAGGUGGUAGAGGGCAUAUCCUUAUCAAUCAACUCCAUUAUCAUCCGGAUCAGUGCCAAGGCCUUUAACGCCUCUUUUGAGCUCUCCCAGCUGCAGGUUUACAGCGUCAACACCAGCUGGAGUAUCAGUGACUUGCGAUUUACUCGCAUUCAGGACCCCCAGAGAGGAGAGAUUCUGACAUUUAAAGAGAUCAGCUGGCAGAUGAUCCGAAUCGAGGCCGACGCCAUCCAGAGCGCCGAGCACGAGAUGUUGAGCGCCCCCAUCCGCCUCAUCACCAACCAGUCCAAGAUCCGAGUCACUCUCAAGAGACGGAUCAAAGACUGUAACGUGGUGGCUUCCAAGCUGAUUCUGAUCUUGGAUGACCUGCUGUGGGUGCUGACAGACUCUCAGCUCAAAGCUAUGGUGCAGUAUGCCAAGUCCCUCAGUGAGGCUAUGGAGAAGUCUGCACAGCAGAGGAAAAGCAUGGCCACAGAAGACCAGGUGUCAUCGCCGCCCCCUUCAGCCCAACAGGUGCGCACACAACAGGCGUCCUCGGCCGCCGACCAGAGUGCAACCAUGGCCAAGCUGUUCAGCGCCUAUGAUGUGUGUGAGACAUCGCACCAUCUCCAGAUCACACACCUAGACCUGCACAUCUGCGACGAUAUCCAUGCUAAGGACAAAGUUGUCAAUAAAAGGAUAACAGGUGGAGCCAUGCAGCUUUCCUUCAGCUCCAUUACUUUGGAUUACUACCCUUUCCACAGAGCAGGUGACAGCUGCGCUCACUGGAUGCACUACAGCGACGCCACUAAAACGAGAGAGAGCUGGGCACGGAGCCUCCUGGAUGAAUUCAGGACCAACGUGGAGAUGUUAAAGAGCACAGUUCGAGACCAGCAAGGCCCGAGCCACAUGCACAGUUCCCCAAAGCAUGGUAAGAUAAACACGUCUUCCAGCGCUUCCUUCAGUCCUCCUGCACCUCAGACUCCCAAGACUCAGCUCAUGUCCAGCUCAAUUGUUCUCAGGAUGGCUGACUUCAGCAUCUAUCAGGUCUCAACAGCAGACCAGAGCCGCUCCAGCCCCAAGACCAUGAUCUCCUGUAAUAAGAAGUCCUUGUACCUUCCAUCAGAGAUGCCAGCCAUCCAUGUAGAGUUCACAGAAUACUAUUUUCCUGAUGGAAAAGACUACCCUAUUCCGUGUCCAAACCUUUACGCUCAGCUCAAUGCCCUGCAGCUGGUCCUGGAUCCUCGCAGCCUGGUGUGGCUCAACCUCUUUGCCCUCGACCUCAUGCAGAGUCUGGAGCAGUUCAUGGAGAUCUACAAGCUCACUGACUCUCAAAAACCAGACGAGCAUGUUGACAUCAGGGUUGACGGCCUCAUGCUGAAGCUCGUGAUUCCCACUGAUCAGGACUCUUCUUCGCCUGCUGACCUGCCUCGCUCCAUCUCAAUUCAGACUUCAGAAAUGGCAGCCACUAAUACCCGACACCCAGCCAACUGCACGCGAUCCCACCUUGAGGCCCUUCUGCAGGCCUUUGAAGAGGAACCCUUCUUCUCUUCAUCUUUUUCCUCUUUCCCUCGCUCCUCAUCCUCUUUACCCAUCCUCCAUCCCGUCUUCCAGCGCCACGCUCACGAACAGGACACCAAGUUGCACGACAUUUAUCGGGGCCUGGUGGUGCCCACGAUGGGCACGGACGCCCUCAAGAUGCCUGCUGCCACUGACUUUUGGGCGCUGCACUUUGCCCAGUUUUGGGUGGACUAUGAAGGAACCCGCGGAGGUAAAGGGCGGCCGCAGCCCUUUGUGGACUCCUUCCCUCUAACUGUGUGGGCGUGUCAGCCAGCAAAGCUCGUCCAGCAUCAGGAGAAGCUGAGGAGUGCUGCUGGACCAGGACUGUCCAGAAGCUCGUCAGCGGAGGCUGUUGCACGUUUACAGAGGAAGCGAUUAUUAAAGGAGUAUUACAGCACUGAUGCAACGACAUCAUCAUCUCACAAUAGCAAUUCAGCACUGCCAGCCAGUAAUGGCCUUCAUAAACCCCUCUCACUAGACAGUCUGCCCUCCUCAUCCUCCUCUUUGCCAUCAGAUAAGGAUGCAGAUGUGCAUGUGUUGGUGCAUGUGCAGAAGCAUCUGAGCGCUCAGGUGAGCCAUCGGCAGUAUGUGUUUCUGAUGCAGCUUCAGCGCACCAUCAAAUCCCUGCAGCAGACACUACAGCAGGAUCUGGAGAAGAUGAGCUCCAAGAGAGACCGCAAGGAUCCUUCCCACCAUCCGGCAGAUCGCCAGCCGUUCACCGUCUGCUUGGGCCUCCUGCUCAAAAGCGCAGAGGUGUCCCUGCUCCUGAAGCCCAUUCCGCAGCCCGAGGGUUCAGGAUCUCCUCCAGGCUCGGAGCUGUCGCCCUCAGAGAGCCGAGGAACUCUGGAGCCUGCGAGUGAUGCGAGAGACGGGGGAGAGAAAGGCAAUGAAGGAUCUGGCUCAGAAGGUGGAGGAGCCAAGCAAUCUUGCACUGUAGACCAGCUGCUUUGUGGCGAUGGCUUAGAGGGAGGACCCAUGCAGGUUCCUGCACCUCUCGUUCCCGCUUCCACUUCAACUACACAUCCCGACUUGAACCACAAAACCUCAGCGGAGGAGAGGACUCCAGCUAAAAGGACUGGGAGGGGGAGUUCAGAUGAAGGUGGCGAGGUGCUGAUGGAUGGGCUGUCUGGAGGUGAUGAUAUGGGAUCUAGGUUAGACUCCAAAAGCCAACCAUGUGACCAUCUGCCUGAUCCACUCAGCAGCAAAGACUGGAGCGACAAAGACAAGGCUGCAAAGAUGCCUCAGUCAAUAUCCAGUGGUCGUUUGAUGCGGGAUCGCUCCCAGUCCAGUUUCUCUGUGUCCUAUAAAAAUAUGAAGAAGAGCCCCUCUCUGCAGUCCCUGGACAACAUCUCCAUAGAUAGCUCCCUGAUGGAGGAUGGAGACACUUACAGCCUGCUGGAUAGAGACGACGUGUCCAUCUCAGGCUUCAAAGACGUCAUCAGUGAACAAAGCACCGCAGAGAGCGCCAUCGAGGCGCGGACUGGUCAGGAGCACGAGGGAGGAGAGUCCCCCGACUCUGCCAGCGCAGCAUCACAGAGCAUUGACGAGCCCACCAAAGACACAGUGUCAGUGCUGGUGUUGAAGGUGCAGUCGGUGUGUGUGGGCAUGGAGGCCAUGGGCGAGAGCACAGCCGUGGCUCUGGAGGUGGGCCAGGUCACACCCAGCCAGCUGGGAAAUGUCAGCCUCAGACAGUACCUCAGCAACCGCAGCCUGGGUAUGGUGUGUUCAGUACCAAUACCUGCACAAAGCAGCCAAGCUGGCGGCGAGACCAGCUCUGCAUCCAUCCAGGGCCUUCACAGUCCGGCGGUCCGGGCUCGGCUGGAAAGCGGGCCCUGGGCCGCCGCCCACUCCCCGUUGGCUGAACGUAACGGCUUCCUCCAGCUGCAGCUUCACGAUUACACGGCAAGCUUCAUGAUGUCCUCGCUCCGCAACCUUGCCCUUUUCCUGGAGGAUGACUCGGCCUCACAAGUGCUGCCCAUGGAGAUCAGCGUCAGGGACACACACAUUGAUUUAAAGGAUGAUGACCCUCGUGAUAAUCCCGACUCAGAGCCCUCGCCCAUCACGCUGCACAUCGACAGCCUCAUCAUACACAGAAGAGACGAUGGGUCUUUCUCUAUAGGAGUGGACAGAGCAGGAGAGGCCAAACCCAAGAAAGCGGCCUCAGCGACUGACAGCUCUCUGAGUCCAGUCCCUGAGACUGUGGGCGGCAUCUGUGGUGUUUCAAAGGCGACGCAGACUCAAGCUCCGCCUACCAGCCCCCCUCCAUCUGACAAGGAGAUGAUGCUGAUCGAAGAGAAUGAGUGUUUAAAGGUGGAGCUUUCCCGGGCGAAGAUGGCGCUGGCUGAGGCUCAGAUGGAGAAGGACUCGCUGCUUCACCGACUGAAGAACCUCAAAGUCAGCACCAGCUAGACCGCCACUCUCUAAGACCCUACAAGUCUCGCAAAAUAAGAAGGAAAAGAUGUUUUUUUUUUUUUUGUUUUGUUUUGUUUUUUUAAAACUACAGCGGCUCCCUUUUCACGAGCCACCGCGUGACUUCAGACUUAUACAAAUGAAACAAUCCUGAGUCUUUGAAGACCCUGAGAAAACACAUUUUUACACACUUGUCGUCUGUUUUAUGUUUUCCACUCUGGAUUGUGGACAGUUCACACGUUUGCAGCGCUAAGAAGGAUAAAAAGCGCACCUGUGUGUGUUUGUGUCUGUGUGUGUGUUUCUGUGAGACAGCAAGAGGACGAGAUUUCUAACUUUGGUCGUGCCUACAGAAAACCAUUCCCAGAAACCUGCUUCUGUUGUUCAAGUUUCAAUUAAAAACAAGCAUCCCAGCUUUUCUUCAGUGAGCUUCACUCAGACCUGUAGGCACGAGGAACCGCUGAAUGUCGUAUCUUCAGAGGAAUGUCUUACUUUGCACUGCGCUGAAAUUCGAUUUGUAAUCCAGCGCUUUCAUAUUCAGAGGGGAGCGACGAAUCAUGUUCCUGCUCGUCCUCACAGCGUGUACAGUGUAUAUUGUACAAGAAUGUGAACACAUAACUAUUUUCUACAGAACUUUGAAUGAUUUUGCAGUGAUUCAGUUGAAUGAGUGUGUCUCUCAGUGAGAACAAGCAUUUCUUUACAAGUAAAGUGUGAAUUUCCAUGGCUUUGACACCAGUCUGUUCCUCCCCGCCCGCACCCAUUCCCAUUUAUUUUAUUUUUUUUUUAAUUAUGUGUAAAUAGCUCCUUAACAUGUGCUGCACUUUUAAAACUGGGGCAAUGUAAAUACAACAAUCAGAACUGUGAGAGAAAAGUUGAGCCGACGAGUAGAGACAGUGGAAAUAAACGUCCACUCUGAGAAAAGAGGAAAAUUAGGGCACCUUAAAGCUGCCUGAUUACUUAGGUAUGCGUGUGUGUGUCUUUAUGUGAAUUUUCUAAUCUGCCAUCUAAUGUAAUUUUAUUUUAUUUUUUUUCCGUGGACGCACAAAGACUAUAUCUGUUCAUGUGCCCAUGCCUCAUGCUUGUGCGGCUACUUUAGGGGGAGUGACUUUUCUAACAGCACAUGCUUCGGCACAGCACAAAAGGAUAGUUCUUGGCGUCUGUGGAGUCGGAACAUUAAAUCGGUCUAAAGGUGCAUUUAUCGUAGCCUGUGCUCUAGCCUGGCCCACUUCAUUUCAGAAUGUUUUUUGUUCUUUUUAAUUUAAAACAAUGUUUUGGUUUGUUUGGUUUCCUGAAACAAAGCUAGUUGCUUCCACGAAUGAGCGAUUCAGACUUGAAAUUAGAUUUUUAACAGAGAUGUCUUCAUAAAGAGGAAUGUUUUACUUUACAUCUGCUUUAUUUUGGCCCAUUUUUCCUAGCCUUUUUUUUUUUUUUUUGGAAAACUAUCUUAAAAAAGGAAAACAAAAAAUAAAUAACAAAACAAAAAAUAAUAAGUUGUAUUUUGUCUGUCAAAGCUGCUGAAAUACUCACAAUAAUAAAAGGUAUCCGACUGAAAAGGUUUCAAUCUUU